UUGUCAAGGAUAUAUCUCGACACUCCAGUAUGGCCACUGCAGGACAAAGAAGAAGCAAGAUUGCUAAGGCAUUUCGUCGAGAACCUGUCUCGAAAUUUCAAUCUCACAGACCCACUACGACAUUUCCGCCGCGUGGUGCCUCAGCGAGCAGCGAUUUGUCCAACACUGAUGAAUGCCAUUUUCGCUCUCUCAGCCCGGCAUCUUAGUAGAGUCGGAGAUUACGAUCCACUGAUCUCGAACAAGCACCAUCAAGAGUGCCUGAAGCAUCUCAAUCCUAUGCUCGACGACACAGAUGCCAUCUUGGAUGAGAACUUACUCGCAUCAACAAUCAUCUUGCGGCACCUUGAAGUGUACGAAGUGCCCUUGUCAGGCCAAGUUCCAGCAGACCAACACAGCCAUCUUCUCGGCGCCCAAGCAGUUAUCGCAGCACAAGAACGAGCCGCAAUCACCGGCGGACUUCGACAAGCAGCUUUCUGGGUUGUACUGCGACAAGAAGUGUACGUCGCAUUCGUGAACCAGAGAUCAAUCCUCCCGGCUCUAGAACAUCGCAACAUCGACCGAUCCUUCGAAGCAGCAGAGGAGCACAUCUGGGCCUGCCGCAUGGUCGUCCUCUGCGCCGACACAAUCCGUUUCUGCUUCUCCGACACCCCACAAACAAUCGCAAACUACACAUACAUCUCCUCGCAAAAAUGGACGAGCAAAUCAAACAUCAUGUCAAAGUCCUUUGUGGUAUGGCGAGGAGUAGUCCGGCCAGCUGCUUUGAGAGAAAUGGACGAGGAAAUCAAACAUCAUGUCAGGGCGCUUUGUGGUAUGGCGAGGAGUAGUCCGGCCAAUGCUCCGGCGUUCACGUAUGCGAGUAUGGCUGUCACUAUGGCUGGGGAUAAGUUUAGUGAGAGGGCUGAGCAGGAGGCUUUGAUUGAUGUGCUGGAGGAGUGUGAUCGCAUGCAUGCUUGGCCUACGGAAAUGGCGGUGAGUAAUUUGAAGAGUGCUUGGGGUUGGGACUCGGAGGAGGGGAGGAAUGGGAACGGAGGGUGA
This is a messenger RNA of Pseudocercospora fijiensis CIRAD86, 1035 nucleotides long. RefSeq lists its product as uncharacterized. Gene Ontology annotation, cellular component: nucleus. Gene Ontology annotation, molecular function: transcription cis-regulatory region binding; DNA-binding transcription factor activity. Gene Ontology annotation, biological process: positive regulation of transcription by RNA polymerase II. Lineage: Eukaryota; Fungi; Ascomycota; Dothideomycetes; Mycosphaerellales; Mycosphaerellaceae. The record is from RefSeq and is a predicted model, not a curated record. The annotation marks the transcript as partial. The transcript has 3 exons.